GAAGCUUCCAGCCUCUCUUGCUCAUACCCAUAUCCAGGCUAAUCCAACCCAGCUCUUUAAAGGCCAGCGAGGGGGUGGGGACCUAAACCAGCAUGAUCCCCCUGACUCAUUUCCCAAUAAUGUGAGUGAGCCUGCGAGAGCUUUUGAAAAAGCCUGACAGUGCAUUGUACUCAGUGGCUGAUGGUAAAGGGGAUGACCAGAUGAGUGUGUGGAAGCUGACAGGAAUCUGAAGAAACCAUCUAAACUGUUUAGAAGAUAAGGGUGGGGACCCACUUCAGCUGGAAAGAGAAGUGAAAAGAAGAGCACCAGUAUCGCUGAACAGCUGACUGCUAAAGGUCUCCAUGGAUCUUGGACAUUGCAUCAUUUUUGGCAUUUGUGCUCUGAAUGCAGCUGUUUGGGGUUGUCCGCCACAAUGCAAAUGCAAAGACAACAAAAUUAUAUGCCAAGGCUAUGAAAUUCAAGACUUUCCAUCGGCCAUUCCUGCAACUACAAGCGCUCUAUAUAUUUCCAAUACCAGCAUUUCUUCACUGAAACCAGCCGACAUUGAUGCAUUUUCUGAGGCUCUCUCGAUAUUUGUCAUCAAGGAUUCAAGAAUAAGUGAAGUACAGCCCCACACGUUCGACAAGACCCACAAUCUUCGGGCCUUAGGGUUAACAGGAACUGAACUAGUUUCUCUACCAGAGACUCUGUUACAGAACCUACAGCUGCUUUCAUCCCUCACACUGAGCAACAACAAAUUAAAUGACCUCUCUACAUCUUUGCUAACUCCUCUUCAAGCUCUGAAGACCUUAGACCUGAGCAAAAACAAGCUCAGUUCUGUUCCAGAGAAGGCAUUUCAGGGUCUAAUAAAUUUGGAGCAGCUCAUGUUGCAGAGAAACAGCAUUAAGGAACUGUACAUGGGGACUUUUCAUGGACUUAGCAAGCUUAAAGUUUUGUCCCUCCAAUACAACAGUCUAAAAGUGCUUCCAGGCAAUGUCUUUGAGCAACUGGUUAACCUCGAGAUGCUGCACCUGCAGAACAAUGUUAUCACGCACUUACCUGCAGAACUUUUCGCACAUCAGCAGAAGCUGCAAAAGCUCUAUCUCUCUAAUAAUCAGUUAUCUUCACUUCCGGAGGGCAUCUUCUUGAAUCUUCCCAAUCUGCGCCAGAUCUCACUGUAUGACAACCAGCUGCGAAGUUUGUCUGCUGGAACCUUUGGCUUCAUGCCCCUCCAGGACCUGUGGCUGUACGACAACAUGUUGACCCAGCUUGAGGAAAAUGUGUUCAGCAAUUUAACUCAAGUACGUCUUUUGGUGCUCAGCAGAAACCAGAUCUCACAUGUCUCACCUGGAGCCUUUAAUGGACUGACUCAGCUGGAAGAAAUUUCACUGCACACCAACCGCCUGGUCACCCUUGAAGAAGGACUGUUUCGAGGCCUCCCAAAGUUGGUCAACAUAUCACUGGAAAACAAUAUGAUUGAGGACCUUCCAGGGAAACUUCUUGAUGGUGUCUCCAACCUAUUUCAGCUGGAGCUUCAAAAUAACUCUCUACCAUAUUUAAGACAGGAGCUUUUACACUCACUAACCAAUGUUGACAAUGUGGUGCUUGCUGUAAAUCCCUGGAAGUGUGACCAUAACAUUUUACCGCUUCGCAACUGGCUUAGAAAGUACCCAGAAAAAGUAAAAAACAUCACAUCUCUUACAUGUCUUAGUCCUUCACACUUGAGAGGUGUCAGUAUAAUAAAUCUUAGCGAUGACAUUUCUCAAACACCCACUUCUGAAACCACUGGAAAUGAACCAGUCACUCCCACAGAAAAACGACGAAGGCCUCACACUCCCCCACCCAGAAGGAGCACCCUAGCACCUGCUAACUCCACAUCAUCCUCAGAGAAAGGAGAGGACACCAGCAAUGAUCAGAGAGAGGUUGAGACAAUGUCUAAUAAUCUCCACAUAAUCAUUAUUGCUGUAGUCUGUACUGUAGCCAUUGUCAGUAUCAUCAUCUGUGUUGCGUGCUGGAGGAGGAACAAGCGGGGAAGUCGAGAUUUACGCCAUCCAAAUCCGAAUUCGGUUAUCUAAAGUAGAGCAAAGUUUAAAUGCGUGUUCUACUAUUUGCUGUGGAGUAGCACACUGGUGUGCUAUCAAGUAAGACAAAAAAAAUGGCUUAUACAAAUCACUCAUUUUCACACUAUGUUAAAAUUUAUUGCAACAGGUGAAAAAGAGCUGAAAAGAACUGCUUAUUAACCUGUGUGGAGUGCCCUUUUUAGUGCUGGCAGGACAGUGAAAAGGGUUUUUCACCAAAUAAAUAAAUAAGUAAAUGCAGUACUGUGCAUACAGCAUCCUUCAUUAAUCUAUUUAAAAUGUCCAUUAAGUACAAAAUAUUCCAUUUCUGUGUCGGAAAGAAAACAACAAUUAAGUCUCAACUAAAUAUAACAUCACCAUUUAGUGUGUCCACUCUUGCUUUUAUUACAGCUUCCACUUUUCUCAGCAGACUUGUUGUCAGGUUUUCAAAGAGACCUGCAAAGUUCAGUCUUAGAAGUUAGUUGCAUUUUCAGCAUCUCACGAUACAGAUAUUCCCAAACACAUUCAGUGAUGUUGAGGUCUGAACUCUGGGGUGGACAUUCCAUUAU
This is a messenger RNA of Colossoma macropomum (tambaqui), 2605 nucleotides long. RefSeq names its product leucine rich repeat containing 15 (gene lrrc15). The coding region runs from base 342 to 2054 and encodes 570 amino acids. NCBI's taxonomy places the organism in Eukaryota, Metazoa, Chordata, Actinopteri, Characiformes, Serrasalmidae. Gene Ontology annotation, molecular function: protein binding. The transcript is spliced from 2 exons. The record is from RefSeq and is a predicted model, not a curated record.